AACGAUGGGAAGACUCGACGCUUGGGCCAGUCCCACUUCUUUUUUUAAGUUUCGUUUUCAGAGAAAGUGAAGUGAAAAGGGAAAGCGUGCAGUGAAGGAUAUGGCUGAAAAACAAGAUGCACCGUUUUCGAUAUCCUGCUCUAUUUGCUUGGACGUGUUGAAGAAGCCUGCGACUCUGCACUGCGGCCACAGCUUCUGCAUGGGCUGUGUGAAUAGCUACUGGGACCAGGAGCAUAAAAAAGGUAUUUACAGCUGUCCGCAGUGUAGAACCUCUUUCAGCCCAAGACCCGUGCUGAACAAGAACACAGUUCUGGCUGAUCUGAUAGAGAACAUGGCAGAGGCAGAGAGAGCCACCCCUCCUGGGACGGUUGAAAUCAGUCCAAGAGAAGUGGAGUGUGAUUUCUGCACUGUGAAGAAGCUGAAAGCUGUCAAAUCUUGCCUCGUGUGUCUGGCCUCUUACUGUGCCACACACUUACAGCCCCACUACGAGUCAGCUGCUUUCAAAAGGCACAAGCUGGUGGAAGUGUCAGGCUCCUUAGAAGAGAAGAUCUGCUCCAAGCAUGACAAGCUGCUGGAAGUCUACUGCCAAACUGAUGACCAAUGCAUUUGUCUUCUUUGUGUGAUGGAUGAGCACAACGGUCAUAGCACUGUCUCUGCUGCUGCAGCAAGAAAGGCCAAACAACAACAAUUUGGAAAGAAGAAACAACAAUACCAGAAAGAGAUUCAAAAUAAAGACAAGCAGCUGCGAGUUCUGAAACAGAAAAUGAAAGCAUUGCAGAGUUCUAGAGAUGCAGCACUUGAUCAAAAUGAGAAGGCCUAUGCUGAAAUUGUCAUGAUGGCAGACAAAAGGCGCUCUGCUGCGAAGGAGCUGAUCAUAGAUCAGGAGAAGGCUGCAGUGAGUCGAGCUGAGGCCCACGUGGAUGGACUUGAGAGGGAAAUCAGUGAUCUGAAGAAGAGAGAGGAUGAACUGAAGCAGCUGUCUCUGACUGGGGACCAUAUUCAUUUCCUCCAGCACUACAAGCCCUUGUUUGACUCCACUGAACCUGAUGCAUCCUCUGAUUUAAGUAUCCAACCACACACUUCUUUUGACUUUGUUACAAGAGCUGUUUCAGACUUAACAGAACAGAUGGAAAGCAUGGCACAGUCGAUUGAAGAACUCUGUGUGAAAAUUGACGUUGAUCUGAAUCCAAAGACCAGACAGGAGCUUUUAAUGUAUGUGUGCCUCCUCAGUUUGGAUCCCAACACUGCAUUUGAGAACCUGUUGCUGUCUGAAGGAAACAAAAAGCUGACCUGGAUUAAAAGAGCCCAGAAGUACCCAUUCCACCCAGACAGAUUCACCAAAUAUGACCAAGUUCUGUGCUCUGAGGGUUUGAGCUCAGUUUGCUACUGGGAGGUUGAGUGGAAGGGGCCCAGGGUUGAAGUUGCCAUGUGUUAUAAAGGAGCAAAGUUGGAGGAAAAUUCCUUUGGAUGCACUGACCAGUCCUGGUGCAUUUCUCUUUCAAAUGCUGGGUGCAGUUUCUGGCACAAUGAAGUUAAAACCAGAAUACAAGUUCCCUGUUCUUCUCCAGUGGGUGUGUAUCUGAACCACAAGGCAGGAAGCCUGUCCUUUUACAAUGUGUCUGAAACUGGUCGGAUGGAGCUCCUCCACAAAGUUCAGACCACAUUCAUCCAACCUUUGUACCCUGGCUUCAUGGUCUCCAGAGGAUCCUUCAUAAGGAUAAUCACACCAAGGUCUAGAGAGUAGGCUGUUAGAGUUGCAGAGAUUAAAAAAUAAAUAAAUAAAAUUAUAUAUAAUU
Molecule: messenger RNA, 1796 nt
Organism: Cololabis saira (Pacific saury)
Lineage: Eukaryota; Metazoa; Chordata; Actinopteri; Beloniformes; Belonidae
Product: E3 ubiquitin/ISG15 ligase TRIM25-like
Exons: 6
Coding region: 101-1744 (547 amino acids)
Molecular function (GO): protein binding; zinc ion binding
Source: RefSeq, a predicted model, not a curated record